GUUCUAAGAAUGUCAUCAGGCAUCCAAAUAAAACCAAAGACUGCAAUACAGAAAAGCAAGGCAUCUUCUCCUUUGCCAUGUUCUUCAGAACCCGCAAUUAAACCACUGCCAAAGCCUAGUGACAAGCUGAAUCCUAAAACUUUUGAUCCAUUUGGUCAUUCUCGAGCACCUUCUGCAUUCGCUGCUAUAUAUGCUAAAGGUGGCAUUCCAUGCAGGUUAGUGCAUGGCUCAGUAAAACACAGACUGCAAUGGGAAUGCCUUCCUGAAACUGUUCCCUUUGAUCCUCUUCUCAUAACCUUGGCAGAGGGUCUAAGAGAGACAAAACAUCCCUAUACAUUUGUUUCAAAGGAGGGUUUUAAAGAAUUACUUAUGGUUGAAGGUGCUACUGAAAAAGCAAUUCCCUUGUUGCCUCGUCUAGUUCCAGUGUUAAAGGCUGCAUUGGCCCAUUUGGAUGAUGAAGUAUUUGAAAGGGGAUUGGAUGCUUUACUUCAACUGAGUGCUAUUGUUGGCCCAUCUCUUAAUGAUCAUCUUAAGCAUCUACUCACAAAUCUUUCAAGGAGAUUAAUGGACAAGAACUUUAGAGAAAAAAUUACUGUCACAUUACAAAAGUUGGAGCAGUAUGGUGGAAAGGCAACUGUGGCUAUCAUCAAAUCUAAAAUUCCAACCUAUUGUUCUGUCUCCUCCUGA
Messenger RNA from Colius striatus (speckled mousebird), 687 nucleotides. RefSeq names its product parkin coregulated like (gene PACRGL). The record is from RefSeq and is a predicted model, not a curated record. Lineage: Eukaryota; Metazoa; Chordata; Aves; Coliiformes; Coliidae. The coding region runs from base 10 to 687 and encodes 225 amino acids. The transcript has 7 exons.